AUUUCUCGCUGGGUCUGCCACUGUCAAAGUAGCCGAGCGAAAAUAUUUCCGAUCGACGACGUAGGGGAGAAAAUUAAUCUCCAAAGUAGCGUUUACACAAGAGUCGCGACGAAAGGAAAAGUGACCCCCCUCCCUCCCUCGUUCAAAGCCCCUGCGCGAAGGGUUGAAGGGUAUUAGCAGGGGGGAGGAGGGCAGUGGCGCUGCAGUAUCGACGCUCGAUACCACUUCGGCUUCGCUGUCGCGCCGUGGCGAACGUCCCGGAUUGGUCCGCGCGGCCGCUCGGUGGCGUUCGCGUCGCCACCACUGACCGCCGUGAUUGGCUCUCGUGGUGAGUGUUUCUCCUCUUGCUCGCUCGCUCGCUUUCUUUAUCUCUCUCAUUCGCUCGCGUCGCCCCCUCGCGCUGCGUCAGGCGUGGUCGUCGUCGCAGUUCAUCCGAGUCGGGCGCGGCGAUCGUCUCGCGCGUCUGUGUCGUGGCUGGUCUCUCGAGAACGCGGUGAACUGUGAACCGUGCGUGGCGUCUCGCUCUGUGCGCGGUGGACGCAGGUAUCGGUGCGGUGCGUCUCUCUUUAUUAUCUCUCUCUUUCUUUCUCUCUUUUCGCCCCGCGCCCCGUGAAAUGAGAGUGAAAACGCGGCCGCGCUCGGCCGGCUCGUGAAUCAUCGACAACGCCGGCUUCUCCGAGUCUCCGGAGGGGCCUCGACACGGUGCGACGCGUCCUCCCGUUUUCUUUCUCUCUCUCUCUCUCUCUCGCACGCGCGCGAGGCCUACUCCCCUUCUCUCCGUUUCUCUCACCUAUAGAGAACAACCCUCGUAUCCCGCGCGCGCAUCACCGCCUACGCAGUGAGCGUCGUCGGGCCACUGGUGCGGUGGAGGGACGGUUGUUACAGCGUGCCGCGAUAUUAGGACGAAUUCACCGGAGCGGCGUCGAGAUGCAUGUGCGUGCCGACGCUCGACGGUGGUGGUGAUGGUAGUGCUCUCGGAGGUGGCCGCGAAUGGCGAGGCGCACUCCCUCAAUGACGACGCUACCGGUCAGCGAGGAGAGAGAGUUCGUCGCUCCGCGCCGGUGAAACCGGUAUUAUUUUCGGCGGGGCCUCCGAAAGAGUGACCUCUAUGUUUUAUUCGCGACAAUGGAAACGCGACGAUCGCCCCCGGGGUGUCCGGAGCCCUCCGCGUAGUCAUCCACGCGCCGAGAGUUGCAUCUCCGACGAGGUGCAACCGGUUCGCGUCCCCAAAAGGACGCCGUUCUGUCACGCGAGAACCCGAAUGGAGUUAUGCUCAUUCACGCACCGAACAAUUCUCCAAUUAAUCGCCUACCGCGAUCAGAAGGAUUUGAUUAACUUCAUUUUCAUCAAUGUAGAGAUUAACUCACACUCUUCAUCUUUCUCUAUCUAAUUCUUCGGUAGAACUUGAAAAGGAUGAAAAGAAACUCCUCUAAAUUACAAUCAGUGAAAGAUACACUGAUCUCACAGUGGUAUACUUAUAAUUUGUCAAUUAGCGAAAUAAAUACACCGGUCUUUCAGUGAUUAUACACUAAUUUUGAAGUAAGAAGUGAAAAUACACCGGUUGCAAUUUAGAGAGAAAGGUAAAUCAGGAAUACAUAUGAAUAAUUCCAAUAUCAGCUGACGUGUAUGAUAAUUCAUUGUCUCGGUGGACACUUUAAUCUCCAGCCUAUACGAAGUGAGAAGAUAGAAGUUAAUCUACAUUGAUGUAGAAGUGCUGAUAUUUUGAAGAUACCAGCUCCCGAUCGUCGCCGGUCUCGCCGGAACAGCCCUUCCGCUCUCUCGCCCGAUCGAGCGGAGACGAGCGGACGAAAAACUCGCGGCGCGUUUACGCGUUACAUUUUUUUUUCCUGUUCUCUUUUCUUUUUACUCCGUUGCAUUCCCGAUAUCGGAGUCAUGCACUUGAGCGCAGUCGGCCGCUGGCAGUGAGUCAACGCGCCGAGGCGCUCAUGCGUAAACAACUCGUAACGUUGUAUAUCGGAUGUCUACAAACGAAACUCGCGUUCAAUCUCCCCCGCCCCCUCCUCUCCCUCCGACAUUCGAGCCAGAGGAACGAUCGUAUUCUGUGUGCUUAUAAAAUACAGGAAUGAGUUUCGUAAUUACAGCAGUAAAAGAAGUCAAGGGAAAUGUGUUCCCGACUGCAAUAGUUUUCCGUAAAUCGUGCAUACCGUAUUGCUCAAUUUUUCUUUGUAGCUAUUUAUGAGUUUUAUUAGCUCUUUUAGCUCUUUCCAAAUUUAUUCGCGCGUAAAUCCGGAUACAUUCUCUUUAAAUCUCGUUGAAUCGCGGUGCUUUACUUUAUAUAACUGAACAUCGGUAAUUAUUCACUUUCAGUGAUUUCGACUAAGAAAGGGAAACUCUCGCUGACCAGAAUCAGUGUACUUUCAUCAUUGAAAAGCAGCGCAUGCAUCACUGAUUGAUGUAGCUACAAGUACAGCAUUGAAAUCAGACUGUCAUUCAGUGAAUAAUACACAGAUUCCGAUUUAAAGAGAGAGAGAGAGAGAGAGAGAGCAGAAUUCAAGAUUUAAUUCAUCCCUGAUAAUUGCCAUAAUUGACAUAAUUACAAAGCUCUCGAUAAAUUAAAGGUCAAAUUUUCCGAAACGUCGUAGACUAUGAAACGUUUCAGGGUGCAGGAUACCGUUGCACUUCCACUUUCCCAAAAGAGAGCUCGCGAGUAUCGAUUCUACAGUUCUCACGUUUAAUUUCGUUUUUUCCCCCUGUUUCGUUUGUCGAUAGAUCUCGAGAAAAGUGCCGCGAGUCGCUUCUUCACGCGAUACCGUCUUUCGUCGUCGUCGUCAACGUCUGGUUAUCCUUGCGACGUGUAAGACGAGCCGGAUGGUUCUCGUCCUCUCGUGGAGCACCACUCUGGCAGCGAUAAACAAAACCAUCGUACCAUCGCGCGCGUAUCGGCUUUCAACACGUUUCACCGGUGCGGCGCCCCCGAUCGAGAGGCUUCUUUUUUUUUCCUUCCCCUCCGCGGCGACUUUGCCAAGCGCGAAUUGUCAAACGUACAUGUACGUGUAGAAAAUACGAAGGUACCACCGAAAAUGUUGGGAAACGUCAUGAAUUUUUGCGGAAGAUUUGUCAGAACAAAAUUGUCGUCUUUAUUAAAUUUAUUUAUUAUUUUAUUAUAUUACCAAUUAAAAACACGCAUUAAUCGGUAAUAUUAAUAUCUCAUAUCACAUAUUUUGUAGGGUCUGUAUUUAUCGUUUUAUUUACGCGUGAUAAGUUUAAAGGUAAGAGGAAAGUGGUGUCCGCUUGAUUGCACCGGCAAAUUGGUCCUUUCGUUAUCGGAUAUAAAUGCGUUAUCGCGCACGUGAGGCUCACUUUAAUGAGCGAAUACUGCUGAACGAGUAUCGAAUAAAGUUUCAUGGGGUUUGAAUCAGUCAUUGCGCUUCGGCCGCCCCGAGAUGCACGGUCGAUUUACAGUUACUCGCGUUUUUUGCAUAUCGGCUCCGAUCUUCGCUGCGCUCCGCCGAUUAUUUUUCGCGGUCUCUGUUUUCAUAGAACUGUACACACCGGUAAUAUAAUCGCGAACGGUAACGUAUCGGGUGGUGUUUAGAAAUUCGUGUUAUUUUUAUUCAUUUUGUAUUCUUGAAUAUAUAAAAUGUGAAGUUUAAUUUUUCUGUUAUCUUGUGUUUCUUCAGAUAAAACAUUUUUUCUGUUUUUCAUAUAAAAUACGAAGGAGAAAUCGUUAAGCGUAUCGCUGCCCGGAAAAAGUAUUGAGAUUUUAUAUAGAGUCGUAUAAAAGUUGCGGUUUAUAAAUUUUAUAGCUUAAACAAUUUAUUAAUACGAUAAAGAAGUGACAGAAAAGGAUCUUUCCAUUUCGCCGAAUUGCAAGAAUUUCACUCUUACGAAACCGAGGCCCGGUAGCUCUAUAACUUCAACACUAAAAUCUUUCUCUUACGCAAUAAUACAUGUAUCAUUAUCCCUUUCGCGUACACGCGUCUUACGCUACAAAUUAAGUGAUAAAAUAAAAUCAAUUUUACAUGAUAAACGCGUUCGCUCCGAGGUCGUCGCCGUGGACACUUGUUAUCGGAUCGCAAUAAUCUUUUUUUCUUCUACACCACGCAACAGGAGAAUACGUGACUCUGGUGCGUCGAAUGGAAGGCGCAGUCAUAUGCACAUGUGAAACGUGAGCGGACUCUUGUAAGCAUCUCUCGGUUUUCGGUUUAAAGGAUUAAAUCCCCUGUCGAGUCCCCGCGGCGAUCUCCUGCGGGAGAAGGAAAGAGAGAGCGAGAAAAAGAGAGAGAAAGAAAGAGUAGCCGUCCCUCGUGGUGAGAGCAUGUCGACGACGGAGAAUCAGCAGCAGAACGGUACCGCGGGCGGCGCGCAGAGCAACGGCAUCAAGACCCUAUCGUCAUCGUCCUCGUCCUCGUCGUCCGCGGCGUCGUCCACGACGUCGGGCGUCUCGCCGUCGUCCGCCGGCCGCGUCGGCCUACCCAACAACAGCAAUUCGUCCUUCCUCUACAGCAGCAGCACGAUGCUGAGCCGGGAGAAGACGCGGCAGGUGCCGCCGCCGACCCUGCCCAAGUACACGUCGAGCUUCAACGCCGGGUCGAACGGCGGCGGCACGGCCGAACGGCUCACCAGGGACCGCGAGGCCGGCGGCAGUUACAGGCUCGCCAGCCUGGACAGACUCGCCCUGAGACAGAGGAUACUGGACGGCGAAAAGGCGAACGGCGAGCCCAUCUCGAUCCAGACGAAGCGUGAGCUGUUCUUCAAGAACGACGGCACGGGAAUAAUCUCGUCGCCCUCGGUGCCGUCGGUGCCGCCGCCGCAGCCGCCGACGCAGGCGCCCGGGUCUCAGGUGAACAAUUCGUCGUCGGUGACGAACUCGACAACCGCCGGCAGCCUGACGUCGCCGAACGCGGCGCCGGUGUACACGAGCGGCGCCCUGGCCGGAUUGAACGCGAAGUCACGGCUCCCGCCGUCGACGACGAUCCCGAACGACGCCUCGGAGGAUAGUAACAGGCGCGAGUCGGCGCGGAACGCGAUCUCCUCCAAGGAGGACAGCAACAAGGAGGCCAGUUUGCUGCAUCAUGCGCGACCAACGCCGCCCACCAAGCCCAAGGAGCUCGACGGCUACGUCGGCUUCGCGAAUCUCCCCAACCAGGUGUACAGGAAGGCCGUGAAGAAGGGCUUCGAGUUCACGCUCAUGGUCGUAGGAGAGUCUGGUCUCGGCAAAUCUACCUUGAUCAACUCCAUGUUCCUGGCCGACAUAUACAGUGCCGAAUAUCCCGGACCCAGCCUCAGGAUAAAAAAGACAGUUGCCGUGGAAACCAGCAAAGUACUGCUGAAGGAAAACGGUGUCAACCUCACCCUCACGAUUGUCGAUACCCCUGGUUUCGGUGAUGCUGUGGACAACAGCAACUGUUGGGUACCAGUAAUCGACUAUAUCGAGUCGAAGUACGAGGAAUUUCUCAAUGCAGAAUCUCGUGUGACGAGACGGCAGAUCCCGGACAGUCGAGUGCAUUGCUGUCUCUAUUUCGUCGCACCCUCCGGUCAUGGAUUGAAGCCCCUUGAUGUGGAGUUUAUGCAGCGUCUCCAUGACAAAGUUAACAUCAUACCUGUUAUUGCCAAGGCGGAUACCAUGACGCCGGAUGAGUGCGCGCACUUUAAGAAACAGAUUUUGAACGAGAUUGCGCAACACAAAAUAAAAAUCUACGAAUUUCCGGAGGUCGAAGAGGAAGAGGAUAACAAAUUCCAUAAAUUAUUAAGGGAUAGAGUGCCAUUCGCAGUCGUGGGAGCGAAUACAGUCGUCGAACACGACGGGAAGAAAGUGCGGGGAAGAAAAUAUCCAUGGGGAGUUGCGGAAGUUGAGAAUCUGGAACAUUGCGACUUCAUUGCACUCCGAAACAUGGUAGUAAGGACACACGUGCAGGAUUUAAAAGACGUAACGAACAACGUGCACUACGAGAAUUUCAGAUGUCGCACCUUGGCCGGUAUAGGCGUAGACGGAAAACCGACAAAGGCCUCGAAUAAUUUGUGCCCUCCAGGAGUGAUGAACAGUUUCAUGAUGGUGUGGAACCCAUUGGCGCAACUGGAAGAGGAGAAGCGUGAACACGAUAACAAGAUGAAGAAGAUGGAGUCUGAAAUGGAGCAAGUUUUCGAGAUGAAAGUUCGCGAGAAGAGGCAGAAGUUGAAAGAUUCCGAAGCGGAUUUGCAGAGAAGGCACGAACAAAUGCGACGCUCGUUGGAACAGCAAGUGCGCGAGUUGGAGGACAAGAGGCGAGCGUUUGAGGCGGAGAAGACUGCCUGGGAGCAGCAGACCGGUCACAGUAUUGAAGAAUUACGUAGACGCAGCUUAGAGGCGAAUUCGAAAGAGGCUGUCGACGGUAAAGAUAAGAAGAGCAAGAAGAAGGGCCUUUUCUAAUCGAUCGGCAAGAGAAGCAAACAGUGAAGUGAAAAGGAGAGCAGGCAGGAAAAGUUUGAUUCCGAUUGCAGCGCGGUUAUUGCACUUUUAUGACCACGUUUAUAAUAUGCUGACGACGAACACGAGUCAGGUAGUUUUUGUUCAACAACGGAUACGCGAUGUACACCGAUUCUCGAUCUCUCGUGAGAUCCGACUAUCUUGACGCUUAAAUGGGCGCUAAUCGAAGAAAUAGCCGCUCUUCUCAAGAACUGGAAAAGCGUAGAUUCAAAGAGUUUAAAAAUGGGCAACGGUAUUAAGAAGUCUGUGGAAACGAAAAUUCGUGGAGUUAAGGCGCUCUGAAACAUGAAAGAUUCAUGAUAAUCCGAUCUCGGGGAUCAUCGUACGCUAUUCCAUUAAUCCAUAGGACUGGGAGUUUUCAGCCUGGUUUCUAAUGUACAAAGAUUCUUAGAUUAGAGAGUCUCGAAGGUAAGAUUGAUUGGUUGCAAAUCAAUUGCGGUAUCCUUGUUAAUGCGGAUUAUUUUGGGCCGUGUCGAGAUAAUUUAUGUGAAUGUUCUGUACUUCGUUUUGUUGUUCGCGAUACCUGAUUCGUGUGAAACUGCAGACAGAAAGAAACAGGGAAAACAUUUUCCUACGAGAGAAUGCGUUUGCCUGCGCUAUUUCGCGUUUCCUAUCUAUUCGAGAGAAAAUAAAAGGAAGAGAGAACAAGAAGAUACAAUCAUCUUUUCACGAUCAUCAGCGUUCAACCGCGAUCACCAUUUACUUCACGAUAACUGUACAAAAAGAAAACCCAUGUAGACAUAAUUUUUUGAAGAACGUAACUUUCGUACUUUCCUCGGCGCGAAUUAGCUCCGUUUAAGCUUAUGUAUCUUUCUGCGUAAUGAGAGCGUCAUGUUCGCCGCCCUCCGCCAUUCACAUACAUUAACUUUAUGACUGAAUCAAGGGUAUUUGGCAUAUCAAUAUUUUGCACUUAGAACAGCAGAGCGUCCUGCGUUCCAUAUCUUGAACUAAAGAGAUGAGAUUAUUAUAUAUGUCGAACAUGAUAAGUUCAAUCACUUUAGUGUUAAAUUGUAAUCUUGUAAGUAAUUAGAAUCCAUUUUUCUUUGUUUACUUAUUUGUACUUUAUUUAAAAAAAUAGAUUGUAAAAUUAUAAUUUUAUUUGAUGUACAAGAUGUCGUAGAUAUCUUUACUCUAUCUUUGACUUCGAAUUCUUUAUAGGAUUAUUGAACCUUUAAAGGUAAUCACUGAAAAGCAAAAUCUGAAAAGAUUUUUACAUAAUCAAAAGAUAAGAAGAUAAUUACAACAUUUAGUUUUGAAUUAAUUUAUCAAGAGGAUUUCAAAAUUUAGCAAAAUAUUGAAACUUUGCUUAAACGUUAAAAAAUUAUUCAAAAAGUAUGAUACGAAGAUUGAGUUCUUUAUAGACAAGAAAUUUACGAGUUAAAAAAAUUUCUAACGAAGCAAUCUUCAAUCUGUCAAGAGGAAUUAGUUUAUAAGAAAAAAUCAUUGAGGUAAUACAUUUUAUCACGUGAAUAGCAUCUCCUGUCGCAGAGGGAGGUUGAACAUGAUAUUGCACAAAAACAGCGGCCAUAUAUUAUAUAAAUAUAUUUAUGUAUAAAUAAAAAGCGAGAGAAGAAGCGUAUAAUUGUAAGUUUAAUUCAUGUACAUGUAUAUCUAAGUCACGCCUUACGACAGGUGUGAAAGGUCGAUUGCGAUAAGAACGGAUCAUUGUAUAAAAAAUAAAUCUAGAUGUGUUGAACUACCGCGCGAUUCAAGACGGUGCGCUUUUCCCUUAUUUUUUCUUGCUUCGAGGUCACUUGAACAUUUUUUAAUCGUAAGUGAAGUGCCAAGCUUUAGUUCCAAAAAAAUAAUUUCUAUAAAACAAAAUUUGAAUAAUUUCUAUGUGAUUAUAUUCGAAUUUUUGGGUUAGUACAAUGUCGAUAACGCAAACGGAGAUUAUUGUAACUGCGACUUUCUAGGAAAAUGAUUUGUAUAAUAUUUUUUUUCAAAGAGAUUUUUAUUUCUUAAUUAUGUUUAAUGUACAACUAUGUGGAUUGAAGUUACAUCUUUUUGGGACUUCUGAGGAAUUACUAACAAAGUAGUUGAGAAAUACUCGGAAAUACUCCAACGGAAGUACCCUAAAAUGCAGCUGCAAUUUAUCGUCGACGGUUAUACUCGACAAACGUUUACAUUCGCGCCGUCUGGAAUCUGUUCACGUCGAUAUGUUUAGGAUAUAAGCUAAUUAAGUUACUUCUGUGCCAAGACGAGCGAGGGAGUGAGCAUUUUGUAACGCUGUAGCGGUCUCUUUGGUUACCGCGAGAUGAAGUACACGGUAUUCUCCCCGGGAAGAUUUACGCUCGGACGCGUUUAGAAGUAACGUGCUCGUUUAUCAAUUCCUUGACGUUUUGAGAAACCUCGAGAGUAGUCGAUUUCGUUUCCUUAACGGCCAGAUGUAGCAAUUUGGCGCGUCGUUGUAAUUUAUUAUUCGAUCUCAUUAAAGAUCUCUUCUUUCUGAUUACGUUUCCUACUACUUAUUUCUUCUUCUUUGUGGGAUGCGAAUAUAUUUGUUUUACAUUGAGUACUGGAAGCGUAAAAAAAAGAAUGGAUCUACGAAAUGAUAUGGAGGCCAGUAAAAAUUGUCAUUUAAUGAUUAUCUAUUAGUUUCUCAGUAACGUGUUCUAUUUUACUAUGCUUCCCCCGUUUCCUUCAUCUCACGGGAGAUAAGGAUGAGAAACGAGCGUACGCCACAUUCCUAUUUUGUACGCAUUUUUCUAAUUAGGCUCGCCGGCUCGAGCGCGUUAUAGCUAUUUCGCAAAGAUCUAAUUGACUAUCCAAUCUCCCGUUCGCAUCUGAGCGCGCACGACUUGACAGUAAACGAAAUAGACGAACGGUCGCAUUUGCUAACAGGAACGAAAAUACGAGCCUGAAAUAAGUGUGAAUGUCCUGAGAGACGUCUAAGAGUCGAGAGAACCCAGUGUCUUCUCUCUACGUCUUUAUCUGUCUCUUGGAGAUUCGCGCUAUUGACUGAGGGACAUCGCCAGAAUCAGUGAAGCGGAUUCUAAGAAAUCGAUCCGGAUCGUUCGAACAUUCAGAGCAGGAUUCAAGGUUCUGGAUCCAAGGUUUCAGAAUCAAAUUAGAAAACCCAAGUUUCCAAGAGGAUCCAACAGAAUUCGAAAAAGUUCGUGAAAGAGAGAAACAAUUAGAUUCUCACGCGUGUCCCUUUCGAAUAUCUCCAAGUCGCAAAUGAGACGCGUAAACGUAAACAAUCGAAAGGAUCAAAGUUUCAUGUUACAGGGUUUUCCAGGUAUUAAAUUUAAUGGACGUACGUUAUACAAAUGAUUGUAAUGAUAAGAAAAACUCAUGCUGUACAAGUCCGAUUUGAAAAGUUUGUAAAAGAUCGGAAUUGUCACCAAAAUUUUUACGAAAGCCUCGCAAUAGUAACAGCGCAGUUAAGCGUCUAUAUUAAUUAAUCGCAGCAAUUAAUUUUCAAUUUUAUAAAAUCUACAAAUUGAACUCCGUUAAAUUGCCAAUGCUAAUCAAUUAGCUUUCUAUGUUCGAUGUUCCGAUAAGUUUCUCCUGGAAGAUCCUAUCAUCGCUUUGCAAGUCUCUGCGAGAAUCGGCAGUCGAUUGUACUUAAUUAUCGCACAAAUUGCCGCCUGAAUCGCGCUUCUUCUUGCAGCCGCGCCGGGGACGACGUCGAGCCGGAUAGGAGGGCCUCGCUUAGGACCGUGGAGAUAGCGGGGCCAGCUGGGUGUUAUCGAUAGACUAUACGUAUUUCUAUGGACGAUGCUUGUAAUACGGUUUUAAGUGGUUACUCAUAAGGUCAUCGCGAUUGCGUUUGCUCCGCGACAGGGGGAAAAGAGCUAGCGAGGGAAGGAAGGGAGGUAGAUAGACGAAACAAAUUUAUAUAUUUUGCCGUGCCAGACAAAAACGAAAGCUGCCGCCGCUAAUCGUAGACCAGUUGUAAUAAUAACGACUCACUAUUGUAUCGCGCGACGAACACCUUAGAGUAUGUAUAUCCAAGUAAAUUAUAUAUAAAAAACCAUAUAAAACAA
Monomorium pharaonis (pharaoh ant) is the source of this 10419-nucleotide messenger RNA. RefSeq names its product septin-7 (gene pnut). The transcript is spliced from 10 exons. Lineage: Eukaryota; Metazoa; Arthropoda; Insecta; Hymenoptera; Formicidae. Gene Ontology annotation, biological process: cytoskeleton-dependent cytokinesis; cilium assembly. Bases 4280 to 6370 code for a protein of 696 amino acids. Gene Ontology annotation, molecular function: molecular adaptor activity; GTPase activity; GTP binding. Gene Ontology annotation, cellular component: microtubule cytoskeleton; septin ring; cell division site. The record is from RefSeq and is a predicted model, not a curated record.